Scophthalmus maximus (turbot) is the source of this 2268-nucleotide messenger RNA. RefSeq names its product H6 family homeobox 3a (gene hmx3a). The coding region runs from base 423 to 1334 and encodes 303 amino acids. Lineage: Eukaryota; Metazoa; Chordata; Actinopteri; Pleuronectiformes; Scophthalmidae. The transcript is spliced from 2 exons. Gene Ontology annotation, cellular component: nucleus. Gene Ontology annotation, biological process: regulation of transcription by RNA polymerase II. The record is from RefSeq and is a predicted model, not a curated record. Gene Ontology annotation, molecular function: DNA-binding transcription factor activity, RNA polymerase II-specific; RNA polymerase II transcription regulatory region sequence-specific DNA binding.
CUCCCCCCUCGCCGUCUCUCCCUUAAUCCCAUUUGCCAUUGUACAUGCCCAAUCGCCAAUACUUUCCGCAUUUAACUUGGAUGACAUUUUUAUUUCAUCAUUAGCAUCAGACGCCAGACUGACUGACACGGUGGACACUGUUUUGACGGAAGAGCCCGGAAUGAGACAGCUCCACGUUUACCUGUUUUAUUUAUUUAUUUUUUACUUUUCAAAUACCUUUCUAGAAGGAGUCGUGUUUUGACGCGCCAUUGAGUGCCAAUCGAGUUUCCGCGUUAGAAAGUAUUCACAAGAAAAAGAAGAAAACACAGGGACUCCUCGCAGACCGGAUAUCGACCGUCUCUAGAAGUCAGCGUUGUCUUUUUCUUUUUCCUUUUCAAAUCCCCGUUCCCGUGCUCCUCUGCGCUCAGACCACAACUACAGCGAUGCCAGAGACAACGCCAGAAACUUGCGCUCCGGCCAAGGACUCGCCUUUCUUCAUCAAGAACCUGCUGAACUGUGACAGCAAACCGUCCAAGCCCAAGCCCGCGCUGGCUGCCGCCAGGGCGGCCCUGGAAGGAGGAUUUUCCCUUUCUCAGGUCGGGGACUUGCACUUCCCACGCUUUGACCUGCCCGCACAGAGGUUCAGUCUACCGGCUCACUACUUGGAGCGCACCUCGGCGUGGUGGUACCCCUACACCCUCGGCGCAUCCGCGCACCUACACAGAACCGACGUCACCGGGAAACCAGGAGCCAGAGACUCCUCUCCAACCUCGGGCACGGACAGGGACUCCCCGGACCUGGUGCUCAAAUCCGAGCCCGACGCCAAAGACGACGACGAGGACGACGAGCACAACAACAGCAAAAGCGGCGACGAGAUCAUCCUGGAGGAGAGCGAAACGGAAGAGGCCAAAAAAGACGAGCUGGAGGAGUGGAAGAAGAGGGACGACGACAAGAAGCCGUGCCGCAAGAAGAAGACGCGCACGGUUUUCUCCCGGAGCCAGGUGUUUCAGCUGGAGUCCACCUUCGACAUGAAGCGCUACCUGAGCAGCUCGGAGAGGGCAGGCCUGGCCGCGUCCCUCCACCUGACGGAGACGCAGGUGAAGAUCUGGUUCCAGAACCGGAGGAACAAGUGGAAAAGGCAGCUGGCGGCGGAGCUGGAGGCCGCCAACCUGAGCCACGCCGCGGCGCAGAGGAUAGUCCGCGUGCCCAUCCUCUAUCACGAGAACUCGUCCUCGGAGGGCGGAGGCGCCGCUGCCAACGUGCCCGUGAGCCAACCGCUGCUUACCUUCCCGCACCCCGGCGUCUACUACUCUCAUCCCAUCGUCACAUCCGUGCCACUGCUCAGACCGGUUUGAAGCAAGCUCCAAUUUGCAGCACAGUUCCAACAUCCAGUAAAAAAACAAACUUUUUGUACAAAUGACAUAUUUAAAAGAACGAUAACCCCCUCCCAAAAAAAAACAACCCAACUGACAUUGUCAAGCCUACGUGGACCUAUUUUGGUAGAUAUAGAUUACGUCAUUUUUCAUAAGGGUGCCGUUUACAAGUGAUUUGAACAUUCAAAUCUCAUGUUUAUAUUAUUAUUAUUAUUAUUAUUAUUAUUAUUAUUAUUAUUAUUAUUAUUAUUAUAUGAAAUGGGGAUCCACCUGCUCAAACCAUGCACCAUGUUUACAAAAUAUACCGGCGCUGGCCUGCUAAUCAAGCAACACACGUGUAUGAUUUUUGUUCACAUUUCCAGAACUGAUAACUCGAUGAAGUGCAAUACACUGACGGUGUGCUGUGAAUGAAUGAAUCCACUGAACAGGGGGAGAACGUUGUGUUUUGCCAUCUGUUCUCGGUGGAACACAUUGCGACGCUGGGUUGUAAUAUUUCCCUUUCGUUUUUGUUUUUUUGCUGUUUGAAGCGUUUGACGGGGACAAUCAAGACACUGUAAAAUGCCCACGUAGCUCUAUGUUUAGUUGUAGUGAUUCUCACUCCACCAUGGACACGUCCUUCAAGCACAAGUGUGAGCUCCAGUGUCUGCUUGAUCUACUCUGUGGUUUUGAACAGGAGCGCAAAAAUGUCGACUUGUACAGUCGCGGUGUCGUCGAUUUUUGCUGUACAAAAUAUGUAAAUGUAUAUAUUUAAUGAGGCGCUGCGGGAGAAGAGCUGCCACCUGCGGCUUCUCUGUUGUACAGUUAAAACAAAAACGUUUUUGAUAUUGUAUUGCUGAACCAUCUUGUGAAAUAAAUGGAAAAUACAUAUUCCUUACAUUUCAAGACAUUUUUGUACGACUUGCUUCUGUGGUGCCAG